AUGUGCUCUUCCCACGAACGUGAACAAGAGCUGGCGGUGAUCUCCAGCGACGAGGUGUUCACCGAACAAGAAGCUGUCCCCUACGACGAGGACGACACCACUGCCCAACACAUCUUCGUGGCCGAUGACGAUGAAGCCGAUGGCGUACUCGACCACGGCGGUGUCCACUACCUGACCGCUCAGGAACGAGUGAUGAAAGAGUAUGAGCUUAAGCUCAAGGCAAUGGAGGCAUUGCACAUUGACGAGGCCCAGGGCCCGGAAGUGGCCAAGGCAGCGAGGUCCAACAGCAUCAAGCGGCGCCAGCUGUUCAUCGACAUGCCCGACUCCAACUUGCCGCUGAGAUUGCGCUACCACGCCGCCAUCGAUGCCGCCCAGACCUCGGAACACAUCAAUGCCUUACCCGAAGAUUAUCCCAGUGACGAGCUUAUCGAAUUGUUCGCCAAUGUGUCGCAGUGUCUUGAACUCCGUCACAAGUACUUGAAGAGUAGUGUACAGUUUGACGAGAUGAAGAACCCUAAAAACCAACCGGGAUGGGAGAUCUACCCGCCGCCGCGGCCCCCUGCUUAUAAGGACCAAAAGGAUCUUGAUACUGAGGCCAAGCGUGAGUGGAGACAAAAGAACCAAUUCGACUUCAGCAAGUGUGAGAUCCCCGAUGACGAUGAACGCUUCGAGUUUGGCAUGAGCGACGAGGGGGUUUACAGAGCUACCUUUGAAGGGAAACAAUUGGAGCAAGUGCCGCUGUUGAACUCUUACUACCGUGAUCUCAACACCAUCAUCUCGCAACUGUCGGAUGGUCCGUCGAAGUCGUUUGCGUUCAAGCGGAUGGAAUACUUGGAGGCCCGCUGGAACUUAUACUACUUGUUAAAUGACUUUGAGGAAGUGAAACAGCUGAAGAAAAACCCUCAUCGUGAUUUCUAUAAUGUGAGAAAAGUCGACACUCACAUCCACCACUCCGCCUGUAUGAACCAGAAGCACUUAUUGCGGUUUAUUAAGCACAAACUCAAGACGUGUCCCGACGAGAAGGUGAUCUACCGUGAUGGCCACGUGCUUACAUUGUCGCAAGUGUUUGACUCACUUAAUCUUACCGCCUACGACCUUUCCAUCGACACUCUCGACAUGCACGCCCACACUGACACUUUCCACAGAUUUGAUAAGUUCAACCUCAAAUAUAACCCGAUUGGCGAGCUGAGACUUCGUGAGAUUUUCCUCAAGACCGACAACUACAUCAACGGCCGGUACCUUGCCGAAUUGACUCGUGAAGUGUUUGCUGACUUGGAAAACUCCAAGUACCAAAUGAGUGAAUUGCGGAUCUCGAUUUACGGUCGGCUGAUUGAAGAAUGGGACAAGUUGGCGGCGUGGGUGGUCGACAACAAAUUGUUUAGCGACAACGUGCGGUGGUUGAUCCAGGUGCCGCGGUUGUACGAUGUCUACAAAAAGAACCAGCAGGUGGAGCUGUUUGGCGAGAUUAUCACCAACAUCUUUUUGCCGCUUUACGAAGUGCUGAAGAACCCCAAGUCGCACCCUAAGCUCCACGUGUUUUUGGAACGAGUGGUCGGGUUCGACUCCGUCGACGACGAACUGAAGCUGGAGACGGUGAUGAAGCGGUUUCCCAUCGCCCCGCUCUGGACCAACCGCCACAACCCGCCGUACUCGUACUACCUCUACUACUUGUACGCCAACCUUGUCAGCUUGAACCAGAUCCGCCUCAAACGCAAGCAAAACACGUUUGUGUUGCGUCCUCACUGUGGUGAAGCGGGUGACCCCGAACACUUGAUCGCGGCGUUCUUGACGCUGCACUCGAUCUCGCACGGGAUUCUUUUGCGUAAGAUCCCUUACAUGCAAUAUGUGUACUACUUGGACCAGAUCGGCUUGGCGAUGCUGCCGUUGCUGAACAACGCGUUGUUUUUGACCUACGACAAGAACCCGUUCUACAACUUCUUCAAAAAGGGGCUCAACGUGUCGUUGCUGACCGACGACCCGUUGCAGUUCUCGUACACUAAGGAACCGCUUAUCGAAGAGUAUCUGGUGGCGGCUCAGAUCUAUAAGUUGAGUGGGGUAGACAUGUGUGAGUUAGCCGCGAACUCGGUGAAACAGAGUGGCUGGGAGGCGCAAAUUAAAGCGCACUGGCUCGGCAAGAACUGGUGGCGGGGCGGCGUCGAGGGGAACGACGUGGAGAAGACCAACGUCCCCGACAUUCGCGUGUGCUACCGCGAGGAAACGCUUAAAAACGAGCUUGAUUUGGUGCGGUACUACGCGCUGUUAAAAAAGUAA
Molecule: messenger RNA, 2271 nt
Organism: Diutina rugosa
Lineage: Eukaryota; Fungi; Ascomycota; Pichiomycetes; Serinales; Debaryomycetaceae
Product: AMP deaminase
Exons: 1
Coding region: 1-2271 (756 amino acids)
Biological process (GO): AMP metabolic process; IMP salvage
Cellular component (GO): cytosol
Molecular function (GO): AMP deaminase activity
Source: RefSeq, a predicted model, not a curated record